AUGGCCGCCUGCACACUGUGCUUCCUGCUGGGCGUCAUCUCGUGUGCUGUAGCCAAAAACACUUAUGUGGUUUUGGUUCCGAAGGUCAUACGCCCUGGUCUACCACUUAACGUCAGUGUCAACGUUCUGCAUGCGUCAGGCGAUGUCCACAUCGAGGCUAAAGUGACAUCAGACAACGGCAACUCCACGGUAGCUCAUAGUUCGGCCAUUGUCCGCAAGGGGGAGCCGUUAAACAUCAAACUGGAGAUUCCUCAAGGUCUUUCUGUCGGCCAUUACAAGGUGACCGUACAAGGGUCGGGAGGUGCAAGCUUCAACAGCCAGGCGGCCAUCAGCUACAAGCAGAAGAGUCUGUCUGUGUUUGUACAGACAGAUAAGGCCGUCUAUAAACCAUCACAGACAGUACAAUUCCGGGCCUUAGCCGUACACCCGGAUCUCCGGCCUUACACCGGUUCCCUGGACAUUGAAAUCUUUGACCCCAAAGGUAACAAGAUCAAGCAAUGGAUGAAUGUGAAAGACACUAAAGGUGUGGUGGAAAACAAACUGGCUCUGUCUGAACAGCCUGUCCUGGGCGACUGGAAGAUCAAAGUCACUGUCCAGGGCCAGACAGAGGAGAAAGUUUUCACAGUGGAUGAGUACGUUUUACCGAAGUUUGAAGUAACCGUCAAGUUACCUUCCUAUGCUUUGACCAGAGACAAGCGAUUGUCAGGAACUGUGAAAGCCAUGUAUACCUACGGCAAACCAGUCAAAGGGACAGCUAAUAUCAGCCUGAAAUUCAAAAACUCUAAAGCUGGCUUAAACACAAUUACCCAGACGCUACAGCUGGAAGAAGGUGAGAAGGCUUUUACUGUAGCCUUUUCGCAGUUGACGUCGCUCACCCCAAACACUCUGGAUGGGGCUGUGGUUGUAGCCGAGGCGAAUGUCACAGAGACGCUGACGGGCGUCACCCUUAACGGCUCCUCCUCCGUGACGUAUCACCAACACGCCACCAAGCUGGAUUUUAGCAGCUCCAAUCCCAAAAACUUCAAACCAGGCCUGAAAUACACCGCCUACCUCAGAGUAUCUCAGCAAGAUGGUCGCCCUAUCGUCGGACCGAGAAGCUCGGUUACCACUUCCGCUGUGGUGACCAAUGAGAAACCUAACACCGUUUCCAUUUUCCAUUACCCAGUGUUCUCUACUCACAGUCUUCAAACCCAGACUUUCACAGUGCCAGAAAAUGGUCUGGUGCCUAUCGAGAUAGAUAUACCCACAGACAAUUACACCACCAAAAUAGCCAUCAAGGCUAAGUACCCGGAUGCAGAUGACGUCACACUGAACAUCGACCGCAUGCAUUCUCCAAGCAACAGUUAUAUGCAGAUCAUUCUGAAGUCAGACAAGCUGCAGGCGGGCGAUGAAGCCAAUUUUGAUCUGAAGUCUACAAAUCCGAUGACAUCAGUAAUAUACCAGGUUCUCUCCAGAGGAUCGAUUGUAUCAGCUGGGAAAGUCGACGCUUCUGGUCAGCUGACCAAAACCUUCAGUCUGCCCGUCACAUCCGAUAUGGCACCGACGGCCCGAAUUAUAGUGUAUUACGUUAGAGAUGACGGAGAAAUCAUCACGGACAGUAUCUCGUUUAACGUCGACGGUAUUUUCCAAAAUAAGGUAUCGGUGAAUUUCAACACCCCAAAAGCUCAACCCGGAGAUCACGUGGACUUGCAUGUGACAGCUGAUCCAGAUUCUCAAGUGUCCAUCCUGGCAGUUGAUCAAAGUGUUCUUCUGCUCAAGUCCGGAAAUGAUAUCACAGAAGGGCAGGUUAACGAUGAACUCCAGACAUUUGAUACCAUUGACGUCUCCAAGCAUCGCCCGCCAUUCUUCCAUUUCUGGCCUCACAUCGCUCUCCGUGGGAAAAGGAUGCUUUGGUGGCCGCAUUACCCGGUGUACUUUGACGGAACCGACGCUAAUCAAGUAUUCCAGAAUGCCGGGGUGAUUAUCAUGACAGACGCCACAGUUUACCAUUACAAGAAACCAGUAUAUUUCCACCUACCUCACUUCCACCAUUUGUUUGGUGGAGGUGUGAGCCAUAUCAUUAGCAAACCCAGCAUACCACAGACUAAGCCCGAUGUCAAGCCACCUGCCCAGGACAAGCUUCAGGAUGUGGGAAGAGUCCGCAAAGUGUUCCCGGAAACUUGGUUGUGGACCAGUCAAACUAUUGGAUCAAACGGAUCCUCGGUGAUCAGUACAACUGUACCAGACACGAUCACAUCCUGGGUGGCUAGUGCAUUCGCCGUUAACGCUAACAGCGGAUUGGGUGUGUCUCCAACGACGGCCAAGCUGCAGGCUUUCCGACCUUUCUUCGUCAGCAUGAAUCUGCCGUAUUCGGUUGUUCGGGGGGAACAAGUCGCUUUGGAGGCCAUGGUGUUCAACUACAUGACAACAGACAUGCAGGUUGUGGUUACUCUAGAGAAAUCUGCCUCCUACCGGAACCUGGUCAAAGAUCAGACUGGAAAUAUGAUGGUAAUUUCUGCUCCUCAGACUCAUACCAUACACAUAAAGGCGGGUGAUGCCAAGGCUGUGUUUUUCCCCAUCAUACCCGCUGUCCUGGGUCAGAUAGAGAUCACAAUCAGAGCUCAGUCCACAAUGGCUGCCGAUGCUGUCCAGAGGACACUCCUGGUCCAGCCAGAAGGUGUCCCCCGAGAGUACAACCACGCCGUACUGGUAGAUCUCACCCACAACUCGUCAUUUUCCACGGCCGUCCCCAUCUCCUUCCCACCCAGCACUGUGUACGGGUCUCAGCACAUCAGGGUCUCAGCUGUAGGUAAUCUGAUGGGACCAACAAUUCAUGGUUUGGACCGUUUGCUGAUGAUGCCCACCGGCUGUGGAGAACAGACCAUGUUGAAAUUCGCUCCCGACAUCUUUGUCUCUAAGUACUUGUCCUCCACGCAGCAGUUGACGGGCGCACUCAGACAGAAGGCGCUAGGUUUACUUGAAAAAGGGUAUCAGCGGGAACUAACCUAUCAGCAUAAGGAUGGAUCCUUCAGUGCUUUUGGUGACCGGGACAGGUCAGGAAGCAUGUGGCUAACGGCAUUCGUGAUCAAAUCUUUCCAUCAAGCUAAACCGUUUAUCUUUGUGGACGACGCGACUCUUGUCAAAGCCAUCACGUGGAUUCUGAGCCAUCAGAAGUCAGACGGCUCGUUCCCAGAGCCGGGCAGGAUCAUACACAAGAACAUGCAGGGAGGUUCGGCUUCUGGCGUGGCUUUGACCUCAUUUGUCCUCAUCUCUCUGCUUGAGAACAGUGAUCUGGACAGUACCGUUGAGAACAAGAUCAGCGUUGCUGCGGCCAAGAGCAGAGAAUACCUGGAGAAUGUGGUAAACCAUAUAUCUGACGACUAUACCAUGGCCAUCACUACCUACGCUCUGAUGUUAGCCAAGAGUUCCAGAGCCCAGUCCGCACUUAUGAUGUUAAACCAUGAAGCUGUGGUUAAAGAUGGCACCAAACAUUGGGAAGGUCCGGUACCCAGCAAAGCAACAAACAAUAGGAAGUUCUGGAGAGCUCCAUCAAGACAAUCUCCCGCUAUUGCCAUUGAAACCACUGCUUACGGACUACUUUCCUACGCCGAGAAGAGGGAUCUGGUAGCCGGGUUGGACAUCCUAAAAUGGAUCACUUCACAAAGGAAUGCCCAUGGUGGAUUCUCUUCCACUCAGGACACAGUUGUGGCUCUGCAGGCUCUGUCCGAAUUCGCAGAGAAGAUUUUCUCUCCUAACGUUGACACUACAGUAAAGAUUUCUGAUGACGUCAUUGAACACAGCUUCUGGAUUCAGCGGGAAAACUCUAUGAUGUUCCAGAUAGUUCAGAUGAACAACGUAAGUGAUCACGUGAGUGUCAGAGCGUCAGGAAGUGGAAUGGCAUUGGUUCAGGUGUCUGUAGACUACCACGUGGAGCAGGACGAGACGGAGCCGUCGUUUGACGUACAGGUUAAGCUUUUACACGAAACCAUGCACUCUGUCACCAUCCAGACAUGCGCUCAUUGGUUACAGGAAGGUUCUAGUGGGAUGGCAGUGGAGGAAAUUGGCAUCCCAACAGGCUUCCAGAUUGACAGAGACAACAUCACCCUGGCGGAUGGUCUGAAAAGGAUAGAAACCUCAGACAAAAAGCUCCUCCUCUACUUUGACGAGAUCUCGACCAGGCCCACGUGCAUGACGGUCAGAGCGGACAGAACAGCGAUUGUGGCGAAAAGUAAACCGGCAGCCGUGAGGAUCUACGAUUACUAUGAACCCGACAACCAAAAGACGGUAUUCUACCUGUCCCAUGUGCUCGAGGGGGCCUCUAUAUGUGAUGUGUGUGGAACAGACUGCGGAUGUAACUGACUGAAAACCCAAGAUUACCUCUUCCAGGAAGUGAAUACCAUAUUUUGCUUUGAAAAAUAAACUAAAUUUUCCCCAUG
Liolophura sinensis is the source of this 4415-nucleotide messenger RNA. Its product is annotated as CD109 antigen-like. The transcript has 35 exons. Lineage: Eukaryota; Metazoa; Mollusca; Polyplacophora; Chitonida; Chitonidae. Bases 1 to 4338 code for a protein of 1445 amino acids. Gene Ontology annotation, cellular component: extracellular region. Gene Ontology annotation, molecular function: endopeptidase inhibitor activity. The record is from RefSeq and is a predicted model, not a curated record.